ACACGCACGCAAACAAGCACGCGCGCCCGCGUAUUUUACUUGUGAGAAAUCACGUGUAUUCAUCCCUCGUAAAGAGGCGUGUAGGGCUGGCAGGGACUCAAACCCCCUGCAUUUGGAUCAGUGGAGGAGCCGAGAGCGGUGGCGCACGGAGAGACGGACAGGGAGGAAAACUUAUAUUAGAUCAACCAGGACUUUUCUAUUAGGCUAUUCUAUCCAUCCCUUUGACAUUUUCGGGGACUGCCUCUUUUCCACUAACACUGGCCGGAUUUAACUCGUGAAAGCGCUGAAUGAAAGGGAGCGAAACAAGGAGCGAGACCCUGAGAGAUCAGCGGGGAGAAGACUUGUCUGUACGCGGAGAGGAGAGCGAGUCUCCGGGCAUCGGCUGUGCGUCUUUGCGCGGUGGGGACCCAGGACCGAUUUUGACUGCGCUGUGGUUCUCCCCCGACGUACAAAAACGGGGUUUGGGGUGGGGGGAAUAACUUGACUUGCUUUUAUGUGGGGCUCUGGAGAAGAUCUGGUGUCAUUGUAACAGAAACGGAGGAAGUCUAUCGGAUCGUAUACACUCUGCUCCACGCAUGUCGGAAGUGGAGAGAGGAGGGCUGGAUGCCUGCGGGUUCGCGAGUCCUCAAGACGCAGUCAAGGAUUACCUCCUGCCCGGGCAUCGUUUGACGGAGUAACAGCGCAACAAAAAAAAAGGAGUGGGUCAUUUCUUCAUAUAUCUUGGCUUUCUUUUGGAGAGGGAAUGGCACGGUCGGCGCUGGAGAGAGGAGCGCAGCCGGCACAGGCGAGAGGAAACAGGAGCUGAAUGGCAGGAUGCACGCGACCUGAGCCCGCUCUCAGAUCAGUUCCAACUUCGCUAAAAAAGACUCUUCUGCUUUAUUUGUCGAGUUAAAAAAAAACUUGCCAAAAAAAAAGAAAACCUGUUGGAGGAGUUUAAAUUCGGAGUUUUUUUUUGUAUGCGUAAUUUUAUUUUUUUGUUGAGGAAACAAGGAUGCAUUGUGGAUUAGUCUUUAUCCUGUUCAUGGGAAUCCUUUUGGUGGCCAAGGCUCUCAAAAACGAUAAAUGUGGAGGCAACAUCAGAAUCUCAACCGCCAACUACCUCACCUCGCCCGGAUACCCCAUGUCUUAUCCCUCCUCUCAGAGAUGUGUGUGGGUGAUAUCUGCGCCUGGCCCUCACCAGCGGAUUCUCAUCAACUUCAAUCCGCAUUUCGAUCUGGAGGACCGGGAGUGCAAGUAUGACUACGUGGAGGUGCGAGAUGGUGUGGACGAGAGCGGCCAGCUAGUGGGGAAGUACUGCGGGAAGAUCGCUCCCUCUCCGGUCGUCUCCUCCGGAAACCAGCUCUUCAUCAAGUUUGUGUCUGACUACGAGACGCAUGGAGCGGGUUUCUCCAUUCGAUAUGAGAUCUUCAAGACGGGCCCCGAAUGCUCCAGGAACUUCACCUCCAACAGUGGUGUCAUAAAGUCGCCUGGUUUCCCAGAGAAAUACCCCAACAACCUGGACUGCACUUUCAUGAUCUUUGCCCCCAAGAUGUCCGAGAUCAUCUUGGAGUUCGAGAGCUUUGAGCUGGAGCCUGACCCGACUCCCCCUACUGGUGUUUUCUGCCGCUAUGACAGACUGGAGAUCUGGGAUGGCUUCCCUGGAGUCGGCCCAUACAUUGGGAGGUACUGUGGUCAGAACACCCCAGGCAGGAUCAUCUCCUACACGGGCAUCCUGGCACUGACAAUCAACACUGACAGCGCCAUCGCUAAGGAAGGCUUUUCGGCCAACUUCACUGUAAUCGAAAGGACUGUUCCAGAGGACUUUGACUGUAGCGACCCUUUGGGAAUGGAAUCCGGAGAGAUAACGUCGGACCAAAUCAUGGCCUCGUCCCAGUACAACCCCAGCUGGUCCCCAGAGCGCUCCAGACUCAACUACUAUGAAAAUGCAUGGACGCCGGCCGAGGACUCAAACAAAGAGUGGAUACAGGUGGACCUUGGCUUCUUGCGGUUCGUCUCGGCCAUUGGCACCCAGGGCGCCAUUUCCCAGGAGACCCACAAGAUUUACUAUGUCAAGUCCUACAAAGUGGACGUCAGCUCUAAUGGAGAGGACUGGAUCACUUUGAAGGAAGGCUCCAAACAGAAGGUUUUCCAAGGCAACACCAACCCAACAGACGUUGCCAAGACGAUGCUGCCCAAACCCACGCUGACGCGCUUCGUCCGGAUCCGUCCCGUUACCUGGGAAACAGGCAUCGCACUGCGCUUCGAGGUGUAUGGAUGUAAGAUAUCAGAGUACCAGUGCUUGGGCAUGCUGGGCAUGGUAUCAGGUUUGAUCGCUGACAACCAGAUCACUGCAUCCUCCCAUACGGACCGGAGCUGGGUACCGGAGAAUGCCCGCCUGCUGACCAGCAGGACGGGGUGGACCCUGCUGCCCCAACCCCAGCCCUUCACCAGCGAAUGGCUGCAGGUGGAUCUUGGCGAGGAUAAGCUAGUGAAGGGGUUGAUAAUCCAGGGGGGGAAGCACCGCGAGAACAAAGUCUUCAUGAAGAAGUUCCGCCUCGGCUACAGCACCAAUGGCUCCGACUGGAGGAUGGUGUUGGACACCGGCGGGAGCAAGCCAAAGAUAUUCGAAGGGAAUAGCAACUACGACACUCCUGAGCUGAGGUCGGUGGAGCCCCUGCUGACUCGUUUCAUCAGAAUUUACCCAGAGAGGGCCACUCCUGCUGGCAUGGGCCUGCGACUUGAGCUCCUGGGCUGCGAGAUUGAAGCUCCAACACUCCCGCCAACCACGCUAGUCCCUAGCACUACCCCGUCGGACGAGUGUGACGACGACCAGGCGAGCUGCCACAGCGGCACAGGUGAUGACUACGAUGUGACAGGGGUUACCACGAUGCCAGAGACCACUACUGCUGAAGAGGAUACAAUCCCAGAUUUUCUGUGGUUUGCCUGCGACUUCGGCUGGGCCAAUGACCCUUCCUUCUGCAGCUGGACAUCAGAUGACACUGGCUCUAGGUGGCAGAUCCAGUCAAGCGGCACCCCCACCCUCAACACUGGACCUAACAUGGACCACACAGGUGGAUCAGGGAACUUCAUCUACACCUUAGCGACAAGUCCCCAAGAGACGGAGGUGGCUCGGCUGGUCAGCCCCAUGGUCAGCUCCCCGGACGCAGACCUGUGUGUGUCCUUUUGGUACCACAUGUUCGGGCCUCACAUUGGCACACUGCAUAUCAAACAGCGCAAACAGACAGUUGAUGGACCGGCUGACAUCCUGCUGUGGAUGAUCAGUGGUCACCAAGGCAACCGCUGGAGGGAAGGGCGUGUCCUCGUGCCCCGCAACAACAAAGCCUAUCAGGUGGUGAUCGAAGGUCUGGUGGAGAGAAAUAGCUGGGGGGACAUUGCUGUGGAUGACAUUAAGGUUCUCAAUGGACUCAGCAUGAUGGACUGUAAAGAUCCUGACGUACCCACUGAGCCGAUGCUACCAGAGGAUCGCCUCAAUGAAAUCCUUGAAGAGAUCACCGAAUACCCAGACUUUGUGGAGACCAACCAGAUCAGCGGAGCGGGCAACAUGCUGAAGACGCUCGACCCCAUCCUCAUCACCAUCAUCGCCAUGUCUGCCCUGGGCGUCUUCUUGGGUGCCAUCUGCGGCGUGGUCUUGUACUGCGCCUGCUCGCACGGCGGCAUGUCGGACAGGAACUUAUCAGCCCUGGAGAACUAUAACUUUGAACUAGUGGACGGUGUGAAGCUAAAGAAGGACAAACUCAAUGUACAGAGCUCAUACUCAGAGGCGUGAGUUGGGACUGCAAUGCAUUGGUGUGACUGUAAUGAUGUGCAGAGCUCGCAGAGCGUGCACAAGACUGGCUGUAGGCAUAUCCUCUCGUAUAUCCACGAGUAGACAGGCUCAAAGGACUGCCAACAUCCUCAACUCGCUGGAUGAGGGACAGGUUCAGGAACCAAUGGGAGGUUUGGACUGAUCCAUGCUUUUCUCAGGAGCUGCAGUAAAAAGAACCCACCAGUAGGGGACACUGUGUACAAAUAAAAUACAGAAGAAAAAAAAAUAUGUACAGAUGAUUUAGAUGAUAUUUUAAUUUUCUAUUUUGAUUUUCAUUCAUUUUUACAAUCGGAUGCUGGUGUUGAGACCAAUUUAUUAAUAAUGUUUAAAGUAUUUAUCUUUUUUCUGGGAAAGAAAUGUUUUUUUAAUUAUCAGUUCACGAAAGCUGUUUUUUGAAAGAGACGUAUCAAAAUCCUAAAUGAACCAUAUCCGGCAAAACUGUAGAUUUGCCCUGUGGUGUGGCGUACAGGGUGUGCCCAUAACCCAUGACCCUAAAACACAUACCCCCUUUCCCCUUUGACCUGUAUCCCUCUAAAGUGAGGGUCCCAUUCAUGGCAACGUAUGGUUCUGACAGUGCCUUUAGUACAUUUCAGUUGGUCUCCUCUGUUGAUCUGGGUGUUUUUUUACUGUACCUGGCUUAAGUUAUGAUGACCGGAAACAGGGGCACAUUAUCUUAUAAAUACCUGCAAAACAGGAUAACAGUCUGUCACAGCUUUUUUUUUUUUUGUUGUUUUCUGUCCCCAAAAAACACACACUGUAAAUACGUUUUAAUAUAUUUUAUUGCCCUUCUUAAAGAAAGUAAAAAGUAAAAAAGCUGCAGUAUCCCUUUUUUCAUGGGUUCGUGUGUGUGUAAAUACAAUCUUCUGACUGUUUUGUGGAAGGUGAAGUGUUAUGGGUUUUUUAUUUUUUAUUUUAGAUCACUUUGCUCAGACGAGUAAGAUUUGUGUGAUAUUACAGCGAUUUCAAUGUGCAUUCAAGCCAUUUGUCAUCGAAAAAACACCCACUUUACGAAAACCACAUGUCGAAUGCAUCAAACGGUAACGAAAAAAUAACAACAAUCAUUGUUGCUUUGCUUUAGCUAAGA
Sander lucioperca (pikeperch) is the source of this 4889-nucleotide messenger RNA. RefSeq names its product neuropilin 1a (gene nrp1a). NCBI's taxonomy places the organism in Eukaryota, Metazoa, Chordata, Actinopteri, Perciformes, Percidae. Gene Ontology annotation, cellular component: membrane. Gene Ontology annotation, molecular function: semaphorin receptor activity; vascular endothelial growth factor receptor activity. The coding region runs from base 992 to 3766 and encodes 924 amino acids. The transcript is spliced from 18 exons. The record is from RefSeq and is a predicted model, not a curated record. Gene Ontology annotation, biological process: angiogenesis; vascular endothelial growth factor signaling pathway; axon guidance.